Molecule: messenger RNA, 2888 nt
Organism: Xenopus laevis (African clawed frog)
Lineage: Eukaryota; Metazoa; Chordata; Amphibia; Anura; Pipidae
Gene: layn.L
Product: layilin-like
Exons: 8
Coding region: 1566-2687 (373 amino acids)
Source: RefSeq, a predicted model, not a curated record
AAAUGACUUUUAAAGAAGGCUUGAAUGCCAUCCAUGGAAAAUUCCUGCUCUCCUCCCUUCCAUUUAUAAACAGCAGGAUCUGCUUGCUGGAGUUCAAGCGAAAUCAUGUCACUCACUGACGCUUCAGCAGAGGAAAAGGAAGCAGAGUGUAUUCACUUUUAAUGCACCUUGUUGUGGAGUUCAGGGAAUGGGACGAAGAAGAGCUGAUUUACAAAGCAAACAAAAGCAAUGGGGAGUCUCGUGACAAGCCUUGGUGGCUAAUAAACCUCAGCUCGCUGACUGAUACUCACGAAACCUGUCAGUGCAUUUGAACAGAGGCCCAGACACUUCAGUGUAGCAGCUGAAUCAACUGAAUAUUUUCUGCUGGGAAACUUUUCUGACGACAAUCUUCUGCAGCACUUCUCCCUUCUCAUACUCUGGAUUUCUAUGCAGACCUGCUGACACAGCUACAAGCCAAGAUACAGGCCAAAGAGGAAAUAUAGAUAAUCAUAUCAGUUGUUGGGGAUUUUCACUUUUUUCUUUAGUACUUUGAUUACCAUUUUUUGCUUUCAGCUGACUCAGUGUAUGGAACUUUUGUUUUUAAGUGAUAUUCUUUAUAGCCUCAGAUACCAGCCAGUCUGCAGUAUACAUAUAUACAUAUACACUCAUAAAUACUUAUAAUUACUGAUGUGCAAUAUAUGUUUCACUAUAUGUGCUUAUUUAAAAUAGGUUUGUAUACUGAUCCUGGCAACCAAAGCAGCAUGCCUUAAUAUAUAGCCAUUUGUGGUGCUAGGGGUAUAGUGCCAUUUAACAGGCAUGUAUAUAUUAUUUGUAUAGUUUUAGGAUCAGCCAUUAGUUGGUUGUGUAAGCAACAUAUUGAGGUUUUUGUUUUCUCCUGCACAGUAGCUGUUGUUUAAAAUGUGAGAGAGAGUAGUGUCUUUACAUGUUAUUUUUCCCUUCAUUUGUUUAGUUUAGUAUUAAAGUAAGUAUAAGUCAGUGGGUUCAUCUCUUGCAGAAAAGAAUUAACAGCAACCGAGAACUACCAUGAUAACCUAUGAAUUCUUUUCUGGGAGCAAAGUAUCCCUGCAGUAUUGCUACUGGAGGCUUGUACGGAUUCUUCUUUAAACAUCCAGCACAAAUCACUGGCAGUAAAGAAAACUUGAUAGAUGUGGGUUUAAAUUAUACGUCAGCUACUCGUGGAUGCUUCCCUAACAGCCAGGACAAUUUAUCAGGAAGGUUUUAAGAAGUCCCUGCUUUCAAGUAAUUAAACUGACAGUGCACUGCUUUGGGACUCUCUACAAGUCCUUACUUUAAUGAAGCAUUAAGAGAACAGCUACUGCUAUUGGUUUGGCUGAGGCAGAUCCUUCGCCUCCAGAAUGCCUCUGAUAGAUUUGUAUUGAUCAGCGCAGCCUGAAGGCUUCAGAAUUGUCUGUAUUCAGCAGAGAGCUGUGCUAUUGCUCUCUGCACUCCCAUACGCUGCGAUCAUAUUGCUCCUAUAGUGAAGGUAUUGCUGGAUGAUGCUUCUGUUCACAUCUGGACUGUAACCAGCUCCGACGUGUUUCUAUAAUUAAGCCAAAAGCAACAUCAUGGAUCUCAUUGCUGCAUUUUCAACUAUUAUGGUUGUCGUUCUUAAUUGCUGCAAAGGAACCAGUCUUGAAAGUGUGGAUGCGAUCCCUCGGGCAGGACAAAUUGUCUGUAAAAAUGGAAGAGAGAAGCCAUGCUACAAAGUUAUCUAUUUCCACGAUACUUCUCGGAGGGUAAAUUUUGCAGAAGCCCAGGAACAGUGCAAACAAGAUGGAGGUCACCUUAUGACAAUACUCUCUGAAGCAGAACAGAGUUUCAUAGAGAGUCUCAUCCAAAGCAUGCGUGUGCCUGAAGGAGACUUCUGGUUAGGGCUCUUGAGAACAGAUGAUGAAACCCAGAACUCCAGUGACUGCAAUAGUCUGUAUAAUUGGGUUGAUGGCAGUAAACCUACGUUUUGGAACUGGUAUGCAGAUGAGCCGUCCUGUGGCAGCGAGGCAUGUGUAGUGAUGUACCACCAGCCUUCUGCUCUCCCUGGUGUUGGUGGACUCUACAAGUUCCAGUGGAACGAUGAUCGGUGCAACAUGCGCAACAACUUCAUAUGCAAAUAUUCAUUAGAAAAAACAGAUCAUUCCACUACCAAAACUCCCAAAAUAGACACAAUGAACACUGAAGAUCCAGAGGACUCAGUUAAAAAAAUAAAUGGAACAGCCCAGAAGAUUGACGAGAAUGUUGUCCAUUACAUCCUUAUCGCUGCAAUCCCUCUACUCACAUUAUUUGUGAUAUUCAUUGGAGUUCUUUGUUGCUGUAUUGCAGAAAAGAGGAAAGAGAGAAACAGUGAAACAGCUGUUAAAGAACCAAGCUUCUGGAUGUCUCCAAACCGUAGGAACAGUCCAAAUCUAGAGGUUUACAGCGUCAUAAAGAGGCAAAACGAGGCAGACUUGACCGGGACCAGGCCGGAUAUCCGCAAUUCUUCAUUCCGAGUACAAUCAGGGGAAAACUCUCCACCAGACAACCUCUCUGGGGACUAUGAUAAUUUGGAAAGGAACCACUCAGAGAGCGGCUUUGUGACACUGGCCAGCACAGAGAGUGGAUUUGUUACUAAUGAACUGUAUGAACUGUCUAGUGAAAGAUUCGGCAGGAGCACAGAGUCUGGCUGGGUUGAAAAUGAAAUCUAUGGAUAUUAAAAUUAAAAGAAAAAACUAUAUUGAAAAUGAGCAGAUGUUCAGUGGACAUGCUAACUAUUUUUUCAUCAAAAUAUUAUCUUAAAUUUGAUUCUGCUAUUUCUGAAUGGAAUAAAUGCUAAUCAUUCUGGACUGCAAUAUUUACUAUCCUAUCCCUUCUAAGAUUCCAUGGGUUUGUGUUAAAGGAGAAGGAAAGCUACGGAG